Messenger RNA from Ascochyta rabiei, 3177 nucleotides. RefSeq lists its product as uncharacterized. The record is from RefSeq and is a predicted model, not a curated record. The coding region runs from base 1 to 3177 and encodes 1058 amino acids. The transcript is spliced from 7 exons. Gene Ontology annotation, biological process: protein N-linked glycosylation; oligosaccharide metabolic process. Gene Ontology annotation, molecular function: Glc3Man9GlcNAc2 oligosaccharide glucosidase activity. NCBI's taxonomy places the organism in Eukaryota, Fungi, Ascomycota, Dothideomycetes, Pleosporales, Didymellaceae. Gene Ontology annotation, cellular component: endoplasmic reticulum membrane.
AUGGUGCUCAUUGAGAACCAGGAGUAUCUCUGCGAAGAGGAGAAGCGCCUCAAGGAGGACCGCGAGCGCUCUGCUUACUGGAAGCGAUGGGGACCCUAUGUAGCUGAAAGGCAGUGGGCGACAGUCCGCGAAGAUUACUCCCACGAUGGAGAUGCAUGGAGCCACUUCACCCAUGACAUGGCACGCUCGCGCGCCUUCCGCUGGGGUGAGGACGGUAUUGCUGGUGUUUCUGAUACGCACGGCUUGCAGAAUAUCACUUUUGCUUUCUGGAACGGAGAGGACGACUUCCUGAAGGAGCGUCUCUUCGGUCUCUCGAACCCUCAGGGUAACCACGGCGAAUCGCUCAAGGAGGCUCACUUCCACCUCGACAACACACCAACUCAUUCGUACAUGAAAUUCCUAUACAAACUACCCCAGCGCAAAUUCCCAUAUGAAGACCUGAUAAAAGAGAACGCGAAGCGCAACAGGCUGGAGAAGGAGUACAACAUCACCGACACUGGCAUCUUUGAUGACGAUCGAUACUUCGACAUCUUCAUCGAGACCGCCAAGGAGGCAGACAACCCAGAUGAGCUCCUUUUCCGAGUCACGGCAUACAACCGCGGCCCAGAUGCUGCACCCCUACACAUCAUACCUCACGUCUUCUUCAGGAAUACCUGGGCCUGGGGACGCGAGGACGCGAAGUUGAAGCCAUCGAUCCGCAAAGUUGGCCCGACCACAGCUCAAACGAGCCACCACAAACUCGGAGACCGCUUCUUCCAGCUCUCGCCUUCUCCUGGUGUUGGAUCGAGCGGCGACGAUGUACAGCCCGAGCUGCUCUUCACAGACAACGACACCAACUACAAGAAGCUGUGGAAGGUCGAAAACAAGACCAAAUACGUCAAGGAUGGCAUUCACGAGCGUAUCGUGAACGAGAAGAUUGACUCUGUCAAUCCUGAUCACGUCGGUACCAAGUGCGGAGCCUGGUAUGCUUUCGACGAAGACGAGGGCGUUCCUCCUGGCGAGUGCGCUGUUGUGCGUUUUAGGCUGUCAUUGAGAAGCGAUGGCUUCCUUGACGAAGAGCUGUUCGACGACAUCAUGGAGCAGCGUCGUGCCGAAGCGGACGAGUUCUACUACCGCAUCAGCCCUCUACCCAUGGCCGAUGAUUUGCGCAACAUCCAGCGCCAGGCUUUCUCGGGUAUGAUGUGGUGCAAGCAGUACUACCACUUUGUGUGGGAUCAGUGGGCGAACGGCGACCCGGGCAUGCCUCCUCCACCUCCGGACCGAAAAGCGAUUCGAAACAAGGAGUGGAAACAUAUGUAUUUGGACGACAUCUUGUCCAUGCCCGACUCUUGGGAAUACCCCUUCUUCGCUGCUUGGGACAGCGCUUUCCAUUGCAUUCCCCUUGGAAUGAUCGACCCUGACUUUGCCAAGAAGCAAUUGGAUCUCUUCACUCGCGAAUGGUCUAUGCAUCCCAACGGUCAGUUGCCAGCGUACGAAUGGAACUUCGGCGACGUCAAUCCUCCGGUCCACGCUUGGGCUCUUUUCCGAGUUUUCAAGAUUGAGCGCAAGAUGUACGGCCGCGAAGACUUUGAUUGCCUCGAGCGCGUGUUCCAAAAGCUGUUGUUGAACUUCACAUGGUGGGUCAAUCGCAAGGAUGCUGACGGCAAGAAUAUCUUCGAAGGCGGUUUCCUUGGCCUUGACAACAUCGGUAUCUUCAACCGAUCGGAUCCUCUGCCCACUGGCGGUGUUUUGGAGCAAGCCGACAGUACUGGUUGGAUGGGAUUCUACUGCUUGAACAUGCUGAACAUCUGUCUGGAGCUUGCGAAGCGUCGUCGCAUCUACGAAGACAUGGCAUCCAAGUUUUUCGAGCACUUCAUCAUGAUCAGCGACGCCAUGCAGUACCGCAGUGGUGGCGAGGCUAAGCCACUGUGGAACGAAGAAGACGGAUUCUACUAUGACGCUAUCUCAUGGGGCGGUCCAUGGAGCCAGCAGAUGCCCGUCCGUUCCUUGGUUGGUCUGAUCCCUCUUUACGCUACAUUGACUCUGGAACCGGAAGUCAUCAACAGGCUGCCCAACUUCAAGAAGCGAGUCGAAUGGUUCAUCAACAAUCGCCCAGAAACCGCUCAGCGCAACAUUGCAUCAAUGAAGAAGCGCGGCCAAGGCGAUCGUAUGCUGUUGUCUCUUGUCAGCGAGGACCGUCUCAAGCGCAUCAUGCAACGCAUGCUGGACGAGGAUGAGUUCUUUGCUGAUCACGGUAUCCGAUCGCUGUCAAAGUACCACAAGGAUCACCCGUACUCCAUGGAUGUUAACGGUCAACGCUAUCAAGUCAGCUACCUCCCUGGUGACUCGGACAGCGGCCUUUUCGGUGGCAACAGCAACUGGCGUGGCCCAAUCUGGCUGGCAGUCAAUUUCUUGCUCAUUGAGUCCUGUCAACGAUUCCACUUGUACUACGGCAACAACUUGAAGGUUGAAUGUCCUGUGGGCUCUGGCGACUUUAUGCAUCUUGGUCACGUUGCUGAAGAGAUCCAGCAUCGUCUUCAGCAUUUGUUUGCACGUGGCGAUGACGGUAGAAGGGCCAUCAACGACGGCAACCAGAUGCUGGACUACGAUCCGAACUGGAAGGAUUAUAUGUGGUUCCACGAGUUCUUCGAUGGUGACUCUGGACGUGGCUUAGGAGCGACUCAUCAAUGCGGCUGGACCGGCUUGAUUGCAAAGAUGAUCCAUGACACUGGUAUGACUUGCCGACUUCCGCAAACACCACGCACACCAACUGCUGCCGCUGCUCAUUAUUUCGACGAUGUUCUUAGCAGUGGGCCCCGGCCGAAGAAGCCCUCUAACCUGCGCCGAUCAUCGACAACGCGCAGUAUUGGGUUCCGUAGCGAUUACGAGACUAGCAUCAACGGCGAUGAUGAGGACCCGACUAGCCCAGCCAGGCGGAAGAACUCGGUUGGCUACCUUGAUGAGGACGCUAUCCAGGCCAAGAAGGAAAUUGAAGAGAGGUUCAACCACUACGUCAGUGGCCAAUUGGAGCGUGUCAAGACUGGCAGACAAGAUUACGAACCAGAUGAAUUUGAGACGUCAGUGGAUGGCGCAAAUGAGCGACCGAGAGGUAGACCUGGAUCUGGACCCAAUGCAAAGUCCAAUGGCCACAAGGAGCGUCAGGAUUACUUUGAGCAGGACGAGUACUUCAGCAAAUGA